AUGAGCUACCCCAGUGCUGGGAGUAAAGAUAACGGCAAUACGCCCGAUGCAUUCCUCACAGAGCAUUUCGAGGUCCAGAGUCCCGGAAAGAGCCUUCCAGAGGCACCAACUUAUGAUAGAAAUGAUGGAGCCUUGUUACACGUGGCAAGUCAUGACACUGAGAACCGCAAAGGAAAUGGUCACGCCUCGCGCGUUGGCCAAUGCUCCUUGAACAAUGACCUCGGACUUGAAAUGCCGACCUUGAUUUCGUCUUAUAUCCCGCCGCUUCCCAUGUCAUGCGCGAACUCAAUUCUACUUUCACGUCAGGAUAGACUAUAUCUAGAGUAUUUUCCCAGAUCUUCAUUGGUGAAAGUUCUAGGGAAGACAUAUACUUGGAGCAACUUCAGAUAUAUAUGCCAGAACAAAGCUUCGGAGGAGGCCAGUGUUAUGUAUGCGGUCCUGGCGUUGUCCGCUAGCGAAAUGAACCAAAGCUUAGAGCUACCUCAUGCUCAAUACAAGGGCAAGUUCUAUUACAGCCUAGCCUUGGAAUGCAUCGCAGAUGCCGUCAAUAAUCUGACAUGCAAAUCAAACAAUAUGGAAGCUAUCCUUGGGGCUCUGUUCCUAGUUAUCGCUUAUGCAAGGAGAUUUGGCUCGUCCUUGUCUAACUUACAGACACAUAAUCAGUGUCUUUUGAAUUUUCUGGAUAUAUUUCGUCAACCUUCUGAAUAUGGCCCAGAUCAUUCAAUUGAUUUAUCAGCAUACCCUUCUUUCACGCCAUUUUGCGCCCAGAUGUUGUUAUGGAUUUUGUAG
Molecule: messenger RNA, 789 nt
Organism: Penicillium manginii
Lineage: Eukaryota; Fungi; Ascomycota; Eurotiomycetes; Eurotiales; Aspergillaceae
Product: Zn(II)2Cys6 transcription factor
Exons: 1
Coding region: 1-789 (262 amino acids)
Source: RefSeq, a predicted model, not a curated record